This is a messenger RNA of Rotaria sp. Silwood2, 3162 nucleotides long. The record is from the annotation of a GenBank genome assembly. Lineage: Eukaryota; Metazoa; Rotifera; Eurotatoria; Philodinida; Philodinidae.
AUGUCCAAUUUAUCAAAUCGAUCACCUUAUCAUGUUUCAUUUAGUGAUGAUCAACAACAUCGAACAAUGAGUGUAAAUCUCGAUGAUCCAUCAGCUGGAUCAACACAAGUUUUAGAAAAAGUGACUAAUUCAAAUGCAACGAUAGAACAUGAAAAAAUACCAUUGCAAAUAGAACCUGAUGUUUCAAUUAAAUUUAAUGAAAGUAUUUUUGAAGAACACGAUCAUGGACCACGUACUGUACUUGAUCAAUUAUAUGAUUAUACUGGGGGUAUUGUACCAAAUGCAAUCGAAGCUGAAAAACAAACAGCAGUUCGACAGAAUUCAGCAAAUCUUGGUACAAUCUUUGGUGUUUAUCUUCCUUGUGUUCAAAAUAUAAUAGGUGUUAUUGUCUUUAUUCGUCUUUUUUGGUUAAUUGGUAUAGCUGGUGUACUUCAAACACUGUUGAUUGUGAUUAUUUGUAGUUCAUGUACUCUUCUAACAGCUAUAUCAAUGGCGGCGAUUGCAACAAACGGGAUUGUACCAGCUGGUGGUGCUUAUUUUAUGAUAUCUCGUUCACUUGGACCAGAAUUUGGUGGUGCAGUUGGAAUAUUAUUUUAUCUUGGUAAUACAUUUGCUGCAUCUAUGUAUAUUGUUGGAGCUAUUGAGAUUGUAGUCAAAUAUAUGUGUCCAGACAAAUGUCGUCUAUUUGGUGAUGAUGUUGAAAUACCAUUUGUAGCGUUUAAUCAUUAUCGCAUAUAUGGUACAUUAUUACUUCUCAUUAUUGGAGCUUGUGUUUUAAUUGGUAUUAAAUUUGUAACGAAAAUAGCACCAUUAUCAUUAUUGGCUGUACUUAUUUCCCUUCUAUGUAUUUAUGCUGGUGUUAUUAAAAGUUCGUUUAAUCCACCGGAUUUACCUAUUUGUCUGGUUGGGUCGAAUCCAUCACAUUUAAUUAAAUCAUCUGUACUUCAUAACGAUGUAAUGACUUAUUGUCGUCCAGAUAAAUGGUGUUAUGUAGGUAAUAAAACAAUACUAUGUCCACUUUAUGUAUCAAUAUGUAAUAAAUCAACGAAUGUAUUAUGUUCAAAAAAUAAUUCUAUUAAAAAUGUACGAAUUGAACAAGGAAUACCUGGUCUUAAACAUUGGCAAUUGUCAGAAAAUCUUGUUUCACAUUAUCGAGGUGUAGGUGAAGUUGAACAUGAUAUUAAAGGUGAUUCAACAUUUGAAGUUGUUGCACAAGAAAUAACAACCUUUUUAAUUCUUGUUGGUAUUUAUUUUCCAUCUGUAACUGGUAUUAUGGCUGGUUCAAAUCGUAGUGGUGAUUUACGUGAUCCAAGUCAAAGUAUUCCACGUGGAACUAUUGCUGCUAUUUUAACAACAUCAACCAUUUAUUUAUCAAAUGUUAUAUUUUUGGGUGCAUGUACACAUAGUUCAUUAUUAAGAGAUAAAUUUGGCGAUAGUAUUAAUAAACAAUUAGUCGUUGCUGCUUUAGCAUGGCCAAGUAAAUGGGUUAUUAUGAUUGGAGCAUUUUGCUCGACUGUUGGAGCUGGUUUACAAACUUUAACAGGUGCACCGCGUUUGUUACAAGCUGUAGCUAAAGAUGAUUUAAUACCGAUUCUUGGUCCAUUGGCAAAAUCUUAUCGUGGUGAACCAGUACCAGCACUUUUUUUAACAUUAUUAAUUUGUGAAUGUGGUAUUCUUAUUGCUGAUCUUGAUAAACUUACAGCACUUUUAUCAAUGUUCUUUUUAUUAUGUUAUGGUUUUGUUAAUUUAGCUUGUGCUUUACAAACUAUUUUACGUGCACCUAGUUGGCGACCACGUUUUCGUUUUUAUCAUUGGAUUUUAUCUCUUAUGGGUGUUCUUCUUUCUAUUUCAAUUAUGUUUAUGGCUUCAUGGUAUUUUGCACUUAUAGCAAUGAUUAUUGCAAUAGUUAUAUAUAAAUUUAUUGAAUAUAAAGGAGCCGAAAAAGAAUGGGGUGAUGGUAUACGUGGUUUAUCAAUGUCAGCAGCUCGUUAUGCAUUAUAUCGUGUUGAUGAAGCUCCACCUCAUACUAAAAACUGGCGACCACAAUUACUUGCAUUUAUUAAUGUACAACGAAAUGAAGAAGAUGAAUCAUAUGUAUUACGUCAUCCGAGAUUAUUGAAUUUUCUCUAUCAACUUAAAGCUGGACAAGGUUUUGUUGUUGCAGCAAGUAUUCUCGAAGGCGAUUAUCUUGAUAAAUAUCAAUAUAUUGAACCAGUUCGUUCAGUAACUCUAGCGAAAGUUCAAGGCUUUGCUGAAGUACUUGUUGCUAAAGAUGCUGAAGAUGGUAUCAGUGCACUAAUUCAAACUGAAGGUUUAGGUGGUUUAAAACCAAACACAAUCGUUCUUUGUUGGCCAUUACAUUGGAAAAAAGAUUAUGAAAGUUAUACAGCUGAUGCAUUUAUUCGUACUAUUGCUGUUGCUGAAGCACGUCGAUGUGCUGUUAUUGUACCAAAAAAUAUAAAUAGUUUUCCAGAUAAUAAAGAAAUUCAAGAGGGCACAAUUGAUAUAUGGUGGAUUAUUCAUGAUGGUGGUCUUCUUUUUCUUAUUGCUUUUCUUUUAAAACGUCAUAAAGUAUGGUCACGUUGUCGUUUGCGUUUAUUUACUGUUGCACAACUCGAAGAUAAUUCAGUUGAAAUGAAAAAAGAUCUUGAACAAUAUAUGUAUCAAUUACGUAUUGAAGCUGAAGUUGAUGUUGUUGAAAUGGAAAAUCAAGAAAUAUCAGCUUAUGCUUAUGAACGAACAUUAAAAUUGGCUGAACGUGUUAAACUUUUAAAAGAUUUGAAAUUACCUGAUAAAGAACUACAACUUCAGCCACAAAUAUUAAUGGAAUCACUGUUAAAUAGUCAACGACAACAAAGUAUUGAUGAAUCAGAUGAUCAAUAUCAUUAUACAUUUACACCAAAUCAACUUGAAAAUUUAAAAAAAUCUGUAAGUGAAUCAUCAAUGCGUAAAAUGCAUUCAGCUGUACGACUUAAUCAAAAAAUUCGUGAUCGUUCAAGUGAUGCUAAACUUGUUCUUAUUAAUCUUCCAUCACCACCAUCGAAACAGACAAGUUUAGCUGCUUAUUCAUAUAUGGAAUAUGUUGAUGUAUUAACAGAAGGUUUAGAUCGUUUAUUAUUGAUGCGUGGUAGUGGACGUGAAGUAAUAACAAUUUUUUCUUAA